AUGCUUAUAAAGGAGUUGUCUUUGGACAGCUACAAGGGCCAAGCAAAAUGCCCCUGCAGCCAAAGCAGUGAAGUCAAACUUACGAAUUUUAUUUCGGGAAGACAAACUUCAGAUACUCUUCACAAACAAUCGGUUCCAAUAAAAUGCUCGGAAUCAUCGUGUUGUGGGGCUCUUAUGAGUGGUCAGUCAACAGUUCCAGGUGAAAGGUCGACUGAAGAAAUAUUAGAGGAAGCGUCUAAAUUUCUGGAACAGUACAUUGCAUCUUCAAAGAGCUCAACUGCAGACGAUUUCCAUAACCGUAUGAAUCAAAUUCAGCUGGAAGUGCGUACAACCGGUACCUAUCAGUUGACAUUCGAAGAACUUACGUUUGGUGCAAAACUCGCUUGGAGAAAUGCUUCUCGUUGCAUUGGAAGAAUUCAGUGGAAUAAACUGGAGGUUCAAGAUUGCAGAAAUGUUCAGUCUACCCGAGAAAUGUACGAGGCUCUUUGUAAACACCUUCAGUAUGCUACUAACAAUGGCAAUAUCAGAUCUAUGAUAACUGUUUUCCCUCAAAGUGUUCCAGGGAGGGAAGACUUUCGACUUUGGAAUCCACAGUUGAUUAAUUUCGCUGGAUAUGUUCAACCAGAUGGAUCCGUUGUUGGAGAUCCCGGAAGAGUACAGUUUACAAGAGUAUGUAACAGGUUAGGAUGGAAAGGUAAAGGAGGCAGAUUUGAUCUACUUCCAUGGGUUGUUUCAGCCCCAAAUGAAGAGCCUAGAUUUUACGAAAUUCCCGAAGAGUUGGUUCUCAUGGUUCAAAUUGAGCAUCCAAAUUAUUCCUGGUUUAAGGAUCUCGAACUAAAGUGGUAUGCUUUGCCAGCUGUGGCAGACAUGAUGUUGGAUGUGGGAGGAAUCGCUUUUACAGCUACCCCUUUCAAUGGAUGGUACAUGGUAACAGAAAUUGGAGCUAGGAAUCUCUGUGACCCUCAAAGAUACAACAUCACAAAGGAGGUUGCUGAAAAAAUGAACUUAGAUACGGCAUCACCGUUGUCUCUUUGGAAAGAUACAGUAGUAGUGGAAGUCACUAAAGCAGUUCUUUACUCAUUUCAGAAAAAGCAAGUAACAAUUAUGGAUCAUCACACUGCAGCUGAGACUUUUAUGCAACAUAUGAAGACGGAACAGAAACUUCGUGGAGGUUGUCCGGCUGAUUGGGUGUGGAUUGUACCACCAAUCAGUGGCAGCAUUACGCCUGUCUUCCACCAAGAAAUGAUUUGUUAUAAUCUCAAGCCAAGCUAUGAGUACCAAACUAAGGCGUGGACUACUUACAAGUGGCCUAAAAGGAGCGAAAUGAAAGUAAAAUACCCAUUGAAGAUUAUCGCAAAGGUGGUGCAUUUGUGCUUGCAAAUGAUGUCGAAAGUUCGCGUUGGCAGAAUCACAGCUACCAUCCUUUAUGGCACAGAAACGGGAAAAUCAAAAACUUUUGCCAAGAGGAUAGAGAUGGUUUUACAAUCUUCUUUUAAUACCAGGACCUUUUGUAUGGAAGAUUAUAAUUGCAAUGAUCUCUCUUCUGAAAUUUUUCUGGUUGUGAUCGCUAGUACUUUCGGAAACGGAGAACCACCAGAAAAUGGCAAAACCUUUUUGCAGUAUCUUAAGAAAAUGAAAGAAAGUAGGGGGACGUUUCUGCAAAAACUCAAAUAUGCAGUAUUUGCUUUGGGCUCCAGUCAAUAUCCUAACUUUUGCAAUUUUGGGAAGAUUGUUGAUGAACUGUUGUCCCGUUUAGGCGCAACUGCCGUUCAACCACUGACCAAAGGUGACGAACUUAGAGGUCAAGAACAUGAAUUCAAUACUUGGGUGCCUGAAAUUUACAAGAAAUCUUGUAGAAGCUUUGAGCUUGAAGUUACUGACGACAUGAUGCCAUCUAUGAUAUAUAUGAAUAACUGGAAAGCCGGUCACUUUCGGUUGACACCUCUAACAAAUAUUAAAGACUCUGAUUUUCUUUCUGAUUUGUCCCAACUUCAUAACAGGAAACUAUUUUCUGUGAAAUUUCUUUCGAAAAGAAAAUUGCAAGCAUCUUAUUCAGAACGGCAGACAUUUUUGAUUUGUCUAAAAGCUACCAAUGCUUCCUUCUUGAACUAUGAGCCUGGAGACCACAUAGCCAUUUUCCCAAGAAAUCCAUCCAUAAUUGUAAAUUCCAUUUUGAAAAAGAUAGACACCCAAGAACAACUUUCAAACGAUACUUUUCAGCUGGAGUACUUGAAAGACGACACUUGGCAUCCAUGUCAGAAACUUCCGAUCGCCACUCUCAGUACUUGUCUUAGCAGGUAUUUGGACAUCACAACUCCUCCUUCGAGCGGCUUCCUUCGUCUUUUGAGUGAGCUAGCCGACAGUCCUUGGGACAAAUACCGGCUCAAAAGACUGUCUGAGGUUGCGGACGAUUAUGAAGAAUGGAUAUCAUUCCGAUACCCACAUCUUUUGGAGUUACUGGAGGAAUUUCCAUCCGUUCGACCUGAUCCUACCCUAUUGUUGUCAGAACUUCCCUUGUUGCAACCCCGAUAUUACAGCAUUAGUUCUUCCAAGAAAGUCAACCCAGAUGAAGUACACCUUACUGUCGCUCUUGUGACGUACAGAACUCAAGACAAUAAAGGUCCAAUUCAUCAUGGAGUUAGUUCUACAUAUCUAAGUGAAAUUCCUGAUGAAGAAAUACCUUGCUUUAUACGAAGUGCGCCAUCAUUUCAUCUUCCAGAAGAUCCUACAGUUCCACUGAUUCUAAUUGGUGCUGGAAGCGGCAUUGCACCCUUUCGUAGUUUCUGGCAACAAAGAGACGCCAUGAAGCGCUUUGAAGAAAAAACUAUUGGGGCAAUGUAUCUGUUCUUCGGAUGCCGCCAUCAAGAAUUCUAUCAAAUUUUUAAAGAAGAAUUGGCAUCAAUGCAAAAGAAGGGCGUCAUUGAACGAAUAUUUCCUGUAUUUUCAAGAGAUCCAAAUCAAACAGAGAAAUACGUACAGCACAGACUGGAAAAGGAGUCUAAAUUGGUACUGGAUGUACUACAAAAAGGAGGACACAUCUAUGUAUGUGGGGAUGCUGUUAUGGCUGCUGAUGUGAGAAAAACUAUGGAACACAUUUUGUCUGUCAGUGAUCAGAAUAUUGAUGCACUAUCCGAAGUUGGUCGAUAUCAUGAAGAUAUAUUUGGUGUGCUGCACAGGAGAUAAUAGUUUUGAAACUCAUAAAUCAACUAUUUUUAUCUAUUUCUAUACGAUAUAAUCUGAGCUUGAAGGAAUGCUGAGCUUCUAAAGUUAUUGUUAGUGCAUUUGCUUUAUUUCUCGAAAUGCUGACUUUAUUUUUAAAAAUGAAAUACUGUGAUAAACCUAC
Messenger RNA from Uloborus diversus, 3343 nucleotides. RefSeq names its product nitric oxide synthase, inducible-like. Gene Ontology annotation, molecular function: nitric-oxide synthase activity; NADP binding; flavin adenine dinucleotide binding. The transcript has 20 exons. Gene Ontology annotation, biological process: nitric oxide biosynthetic process. The coding region runs from base 1 to 3183 and encodes 1060 amino acids. Lineage: Eukaryota; Metazoa; Arthropoda; Arachnida; Araneae; Uloboridae. The record is from RefSeq and is a predicted model, not a curated record.